AGGGACACACCCUGCUGCAGCAAAGCAAACAGGGCGUUGUUCCCGUUAAAGGGGACGCCGGGAGCCUCCCACUGCCCCCUUGCUUCGCGCGCGCGCAGCCCCGCAGCACAGCUGUCUUUGGGAACUCCAGCAACCCAGGGAACGCACCCGAGUUUGUGCCUGCCUGAGUCAACUCGAGCCCGGACAGCUAUUCCUUCGGGCCGCAGGAACUCCGCUGAGCACACCUCGCCGCCAGAAUGCUCCUCCUGCUGCUGGGAAUCAUCGUCCUCCACGUCGCUGUGCUAGUGUUGCUGUUUGUCUCCACGAUUGUCAGCCAAUGGAUCGUGGGCAAUGGACACUCAACUGAUCUGUGGCAGAACUGUAGCACUUCUUCCUCCGGAAACAUACAGCACUGUUCCUUAUCAUCGGUAAAUGAGUGGCUGCAGUCUGUCCAGGCCACCAUGAUCCUGUCCGUCAUUUUCAGCGUCCUCUCUCUGUUCCUGUUCUUCUGCCAGCUCUUCACCCUCACCAAGGGUGGCCGGUUUUACAUCACUGGAAUUUUCCAAAUCCUUGCUGGUCUAUGUGUGAUGAGCGCGGCAGCCAUCUACACAGUGCGGCAUCCUGAGUGGCAUUCCAACUCCGACUACUCCUAUGGCUUCGCCUACAUCCUGGCCUGGGUGGCCUUCCCUCUGGCCCUUCUCAGUGGUGUCAUCUACGUGAUCUUGCGGAAACGUGAAUGAGGCGCCCCGACGGUCUGUCUGAGGCUCUGAGCGUACAUAGGGAAGGGAGGAAGGAAACAAGAAAACAGGAAAAACAAAAACAAACCAACAAAAAGAGCUAGCCAAAAACCCAAACUCCAGCCAAACCAAACAGAAAGCAGUUGAGGGGGGGAUUGCUAUUGAUUGAAGAUGUAUAUAAUAUCUAUGGUUUAUAAAACCUAUUUAUAACACUUUUUACAUAUAUGUACAUAGUAUUGUUUGCUUUUUAUGUUGACCAUCAGCCUCGUGUUGAACUUUAAAGGAGUAGCUAAGGAACUUUACAUCCUAACAGUAUAAUCAAGCUCAAUAUUUUUGUUUUGUUUUUUGAUCUUUGGUUUUGCCCCCAAAUAAAAUAACUUGAUAUGGUCUCCUCCCCUUUGUUUAAAACAAGAUACCUCCCUCCCAUUCCACCUCAUAAAAAACCAAAGUGUGGGGAUAAACCCCAAGUGGCUAAAAGCCCUUGUAUUGUGGGUGACCCAGUGUAUCCAUCAGAAACAUCCACUGCCUAAACCUCUGUGGGAAGCCUUAGGCAAGCACAGAUAAAACACCCAGACUGGAGCCCUCGGCAAAAACACACUUGUGGCUUUGGAAUACUUGCCCUUGCAGGUGGAGUAUCUUGGUCACGUGUCUAAAUGAAAAAUCGGUGACAGCAAAUCUGUGAAAUGGUGCUAUGGAUUUACCAUUCCUUAUAUUAUCACUAAUCAUCUAAAUGACUCACUGGAAGUUCAAUUAACAAUUUUACAACAUAAGUAGAAUGGAGACCUAGUAAUUUUGUGUAAUAUAAAUGGUUUAUAACUGCUUUUGUACCUAGCUAGGCUGCUGUUAUUACUAUAAUGAAUAAAUCUUAAAGUCUUCAUCGCUUCCACAUUUUUCUUAUGGUCAGAGCAUUAGGACAAGUGGCUAGGCCCUUGGGACUGUGAUUUUCCAGGGCUUAGAUGGGUCUAGAAUGCUCUGUGCCUCCAAGAACUGUCUGGCAAUGACUUGUACUGGCCACCAACUGUAGAUGUAUAUAUGGUGCCCUUUUGAUGCAAAGACUCCAGACCUUCAUUUUGUGCUUUGCUUUUUCUGAUUUUAUACCAACUGUGUGGACUAAGAUGCAUUAAAAUAAACAUCAGAGUAACUCA
Molecule: messenger RNA, 1861 nt
Organism: Heterocephalus glaber (naked mole-rat)
Lineage: Eukaryota; Metazoa; Chordata; Mammalia; Rodentia; Bathyergidae
Gene: Pmp22
Product: peripheral myelin protein 22
Cellular component (GO): plasma membrane
Source: RefSeq, a predicted model, not a curated record